Molecule: messenger RNA, 1515 nt
Organism: Sinocyclocheilus grahami
Lineage: Eukaryota; Metazoa; Chordata; Actinopteri; Cypriniformes; Cyprinidae
Gene: rgs4
Product: regulator of G protein signaling 4
Exons: 5
Coding region: 75-713 (212 amino acids)
Source: RefSeq, a predicted model, not a curated record
AGAUUGUGAGGACCUGCGUUGUGACACUCAAGACUCUUUUCUCUAGUGUUGGAUUUGUAUUACGCACCAGCACCAUGUGUAAAGGUCUCGCUGCCCUCCCAGCAACAUGCUUGAAAAGCGCCAAAGACAUAAAGCAUAAGAUUGGCUUCCUGCUUCAAAAGCCAGAUCCACCUCAAGAGCAGAAGUCUCUGAAGGAGAAGGAGAAGAAGAAAGAGAAGGAGAAAGAGAAGGUCACUGUGGUAAACAGAGUCCCUCUUGCUGAAAUUGAGAAAUGGAAAACAUCAUUUAACAACCUGAUCAAAAAUGAAGAUGGUCGAAAGGCUUUCACUUCCUUUUUACAGUCUGAGUACAGUCAAGAGAACAUUGAAUUCUGGGAAGCCUGUGAGGAUUUCAUGCAGACAUCAGUGGACAAGAUGAAUGUGAACGCUAUAAAGAUAUUUGAGCGAUACGUUGAAGCCGAUUCCCCUAGCGAGGUGAAUUUGGAUUCGGCCACUAGAGAACUCACUAGAAAGAAUCUGGAAAGGUGUGACGCAUCCUGUUUUGAGGAGGCUCAGAGUAAAAUCUUCACGCUCAUGGAAAAGGACUCGUACAGGCGCUUCCUGAAAUCCAAACUGUUCCUGGAACUGUCUCAACCACCGUUGGACAACAAACCCUGUUGUUUAGAGAAGAAAGGAAAACGUCACGUUUCUGAGUGCUUGCCUAGUUAUGCCUAGCCAAAUCAUCUCCUCAUGGAUGAACUAAGAAUAUGAGGAACUUUGUCAUAAUGUGACUUCCACUCAUUUGGUUUUGUAAAACUUGUUCGCGUUUAUGAGUAAAAAGGUGGAGCUCAUUAGAUGGUUCAGUCAUUGUGAUUGUAACACUUUUAGCUUUGCAGUAGCAUUAAAAAAGUGUGUAGUUAAUCACUGCUUGAGCAUGACGGUCAUGUUCUGAACGGGUUUUGUGCAGGCAAUGUUUUUACCAUCAACAGAAAUAACCUGCAUCUACUCUUCAACCUUGAAAUUCCAUUGAAUUGGCUUUGGGAAAACAAUACACCUGUGAUGUAGUUUCCAACUAAAUGACUGUUACAGAUAGAAACAGAUUUUUGCUUAGGAUUUUAUUUGAGCUCUGAGGAGAAUAGGACCAUUAACAUCACUAAAAACCAACUGUAUUCUCUUUACUCUUGUAAUGUUAUGUAAUCCGUAUAUUUAUAUAUGUUUAUGUAUAAGCUCUCUUAACUUCAGAGGGGAUGUAUGUUCUUUCUACUUAAAAUGUGAAAUUUCCAGCAUUUUCUUUUUGUAUUGGCCACUCUUCAUAAUCCACAAAAUGACAAGUGAAUGUGAUAAAUGUGCAUGUGCAAUGUAUUACCUGUCACUGCCAAUGAUUUACGAUGCGUUCCACAGUGAAAUCGUGUCUUGGCUUUAAGGCAGACAUUACAAAUCAAACCACAAAUGCUCCUGUUAGAAUAAAUGGCCAAAUGUGAGUUGUUUACAUAUUUGUUUACUGGUUCCAUAUUUAUUCUUGUCAUAUUUAUGAAUA